GAGGAGUGGAGCACAAAGGAGGAGAGGAGCUCACAGGAGAGGAGCACAGAGGAGGAGAGGAGCACAGAGGAGGAGAGGAGCACAGAGGAGGAGAGGAGCACAGAGGAGGAGUGGAGCACAGAGGAGGAGAGGAGCUCACAGGAGAGGAGCACAGAGGAGGAGAAGAGCACAGAGGAGGAGUGGAGCACAGAGGAGGAGAGGAGCACAGAGGGGGAGAGGAGCUCACAGGAGAGGAGCACAGAGGAGGAGAGGAGCACAGAGGGGGAGAGGAGCACACAGGACACCGCCAGCUCCCAGCCCGGGCCCCCACUAUGCCCCGCUGAGCCCGCUCACCAGUGCCCGAGCAGCCGUCACCCACCAUGGCCCAGGAGCGCCUGCAGCCCCGGCUCUGCCACAUCCACAAGGGGGAGCAGGGAUACGGCUUCCACCUGCACGGAGAGAAGAACAAGACCGGACAGUACAUCCGCAAGGUAGAGCCCGGAUCCCCGGCGGAGCUGGCCGGCCUGAAGGCGGGGGACCGGGUGCUGGAAGUCAACGGGGACAACGUGGAGAAGGAGACGCAUCACCAGGUGGUGCAGCGUAUUAAAGCCAUAGAGAACGAGACGCGGUUGCUGGUCAUAGACCGUGAAGCCGACGAGUACCGACGCCUCUCCCAAUCCAGCUCUCCCCCCGAAUCCCAACCUAACUCCAGCGCCCCGUCCUCCCCGACGGUGGGCAACAAUAAUGGCGAGAUCUGGAAGACGACAAAGGAGGACACCAGCCUGGAGGACCAGAUGCAGAAUAACCACAGCACAGACAACGGCAAACAGGACAUGAAUGGACAAGUGAAGGAUCGGUGUCCCCGGCUGUGUCACCUAAAGAAGGGAACCAAUGGCUACGGGUUCAACCUCCACAGCGAGAAAUCUCGGCCCGGACAGUACAUCCGCUCGGUAGACCCAGGAUCCCCGGCGGCCAAAGCUGGACUGAAACCUCAGGACCGACUCGUAGAGGUAAAUGGACAGAGCGUGGAUGGCAUGAAGCAUUCUGAUGUGGUAGCGAACAUAAAAGCCAAAGACAAUGAGACAACGUUACUGGUGGUGGACCUCGAAACAGACGAAUACUUCAAGAAGUUGGGGGUCACCCCGUCGGAAGCUCAUAUCAAAGGAGGUGUAAUACCUCAGUCGCUGACCAAUGGAGUGAGCAAAACACAGCUCAACGGAGGCUCCUCCACGUCCUCAUCGCACAGCGACCUGCAGAGCCCCGACAAAGACUUGCAGGCAGGCGACCUGAUGCGAAAAGACCCCUUCGAAGAGAGCGGUCUCCGUCUCAGCCCCACGGCGGCCGAAGCGAAGGAAAAGGCCCGCGCAAAGAGAGCCAACAAGCGAGCCCCCCAAAUGGACUGGAGCAAGAAACACGAAAUUUUUAGCAACUUCUGAACUCGUCCCCUCCCCCUUCCCUUCAUGAACAUUCGGGAUGAGGGUGGUCACAGGACUCACACCCCCCUUUUUCCUUCCCACUAAACACUGCGUAUUAACCGGAACGCGCAAAAAACAAAAAAAAAAACAUUAUUACCAACUAACGCCAGGUUGUCGCCCCCAACCUAUACCUGUUUAACCAUUUCAGCCAUGUGGCAUUUCAAUGGCAUACCGUGUUGACUGUUUAAGUGCCAGGCCACAUAUAUUUUAUAUAUAUAUAUGAACCCGCACCGGAGGACGGAUCUGCCCAUGGUGCGCUCUGUGCGGGCAUUAUUUGUCGUAGUCUUAACACGAGACUGAAAUGUUGACAAAGUGAAGAAUUCUGGGAAUCGGCAAGGACGGCAUUGCUGAAGCGGCAGGGUCCUGGCAGCCGCGUCGCCCCCCUCCUGUGUUUAUAAGACUGUUUCCUCAUCCUGUCCUGCGGUUCCACCAAGGAUUAGGAUAGACCGUUUCCUCUACCGGGGACGACUGUCAGCAAAGCUCUCAGGAGACCAUCAUCGUGAUCAGGCACGUAACCCCCUCCCCAGAUAUAGGGGGUCAUUCACUAAGAAGCUUACACAUUCCGUAUACUCAGCACACAGGAGGAUUGCGCAAUCUCUUCCAGACACUUGGCCGCGUUCGCACUUUAGCCGCCAACUCCUGAAGACGGAAAGUCGUGCGCCGCAAUGCUGAGGAUGAGACUUCUUUUAAUCAACCGGAUUGGGGGGGGUGGCACGGUUUGGGCCUCAUGUGGUAUAGGCAGAAUACUGCACGUCAGGCCGUCCCUUGGGGGGGGGGUCACACAUUCCUCGCUGCAGCCCAGAACCGCUGGCUCCCCCAUUACCCAAGUGAUGCGCACAUGGUUCGAGUUAAAUGGAAAAACAACAAGGGCUCGGAAUCAAGACGCUCGGCAAUCGGAAAGAAGUCCCCCCCCCCCUCCUCGGCUAAGCUGUCAGAGAACGAUGCACGGAUGCAGUUAUUAUGGAAGAUGUUACCUUAAUAAAUCAGACUAUAGAAGGUUUAGGUUAACCCUUUUGGAGAACUACUUCCCUUUGGUGUUUCCCAACCAGCGUGCCUCCAGCUGUUGCAAAACUACAAAUCCCAGCAUCCCUUUCUGAUACAAUUAAACAAAUGCAUCGUCGACGUACCGGUCGUAGUAACUGGCACGUGGGUGUUUAUUUUACAUAGCUGCCCACAUAUACCAGUGUUUCCCAACGAGGCUGCCUCCAGCUGUUGCAAAACGACAGCUCCCAGCAUGCCCGGACAGCCGAAGGCUGUCCGGGCAUGCUGGGAGUUGUAGUUUUGCAACAGCUGGAGGCAGCCUCGUUGGGAAACACCGGUGUAUGGGGACCUUUAGCUAUUGCAACACUACAACUCCUAGCAUGCGCUGGCAGUCAUCACAUGUUGUGGAACAGCUGGGGUCCGGUUUGGAGACCAGCUUUUGGCUGUCCAGGCAUGCUGGGAGUUGGUUUUGCAACAGCUGGAGGCACCUGCUUGCCGAGUGCGCUCACAUUGCUUCCCUGUAGUUAUACACCUAACACUCUCAAUAAAGUAGCACCUUGGCAAAUGGCUGAACGUUGCCUGCCUGGAGUGGUCCUAGGCGCUUUUCAUGCUGGGAGUUGUAGUUUUGUAACAGCUGGAGGCGCCCUGGUUGGGAAACACUGGUCUAAUGACGACCUUGUAUUCAGUACUAGUCUGAAGAUCGUCCUUUCGUGGUCAGGCAGGGUGACGUUGGAAGUAGUUCUCCAUUAGGAGCCCUAUGAAUUCAAUUUGUUCUCCCCCUUUUAAAAGGUGUUACAUUUAAUGCGUUUCCCCCCCAACCUGUGACUCUUCAGCUGUUGCUAAACUACAGCUCCCAUCAUGUCCUGACAGCCUUCGGUAGGGUGAGUGUUGUGAUUGUAGAGGCACAAGAUGGGAGGGGGGGGCAAUGUUCAAAGGCUGUCAGCACAAUUGGAGUUGUAGUUUGCCACAGCUGGAGAGCCACAGGUUGGGGAAAAGCUGGACAAAGACUGCCAAGAGCAUGAUGGGAGUUGUAGUUUUUGCAUUGGUAAAGGAGCCUCAGGUUGGGGAAACACUGUGGAAUGGCUUUCAGGGCAUGAUGGAAGUCGCAGCUUUGCAAGCUGGAGAGCUACAGGUUGGGGGAGAACUGGCUGAAGGCUGCCAGAGCAUGCUGGGAGUUGUAGUUUCACAACAGUUAGAGGGUCUGCAGUUUGGAGAACACAGGCUCAAGGCUGUCAGAGCAAUGAUUGGAGCAAUAGUUAUAGAGCCGGAGUUACACGUUGCGAUAUACAAGUUAAAAAGCUAUCAGGGUAUGAUGGGAGUUGUAGUCUUGGAUCUGGAGAUUUACACAUUAGGUUAUGCGGGCUAAGGCUGGCACAGGAUGAUGGGAGUUGUGGUUUUGCAACGACUGGAGAGCUGCAGUUUGGGGAGGGGGGAUACCACCUAAGACCAGUGUUUCUUCAAACAGUGUGUCCCCAGCUGCUGCAAAACUACAACUCUCAGCAGGCGUGGACAGCCAUUGGCUAUAGUUUUGCAACAGCUGGAGACACACUGAGGAGUACAUUGCCUUAGACCUUUAGUCUGAUUAAAAAAAAAAAAAAAAAGUAUUGUUUAACCCCAUGUCAUGUUAAUACCGCUCAUAUCCCGGAUUAAGAACACGGUGAGAUCACGUCCAUUCCAAAAACUCCCUCUUACAAAAUAUAUAGACCUUAAGCUGACCCAGGAAUGUUGUUUUAAUCAUGUCUGGGGGGGGAUUAGCUAAAUUCUGGCCAAAUGCAAUAUCUUUUUGUACAAUAAUUCUUUUCCACGAAAAAACAACAACAAAAGAAGUUUCCCAUAUUAUGUUCCCAGUGCAGUGCUGCCCCCUUGUGGCCACAAUAAAAAUGCUCAAUUUCUGUAAGUAAGAAAUUUCCAGCUAUUAGAUAAUACAAUGUUCUACUAUUGCAGUGUUUUCCAACCAGGGUGCCUCCGGCUGUUGCAAAACUACAACUCCCAGCAUGGCCGGACAGCCUUCGGCUGUCCGGGCAUGCUGGGAGUCGUAGUUUUGCAACAGCCGGAGGCACCCUGGUUGGAAAACACAGUUCUAUUGUGUAGUGAGAUAUUCUAGGGAGUUGGAGGAAGAUUACGUUUCUAAGGUUUUCUGAUGAUGAAUCCCAGAGUUGACACCACUCUGUUUCUCUUUCCAUUCCUGACCCUAGGACUUAACCCUUAUAGUCAGACAUCGUUACAGCUGCAACACCUUCCCGUUUAGUCGUAUGGUGACCACAUGUUGCUACAGCUGUAGGUAUUCCGCUUGACCCGGCGGAGAUAAGAGAAGCGGUCUGACCAAUGAGUGCAAGAGGAACGUUGUAAAAUACUGAACAUUCCAAAGUGGAGAUCUCAGGACUGCUCUGUGGGGGGCGCCGAGCUGAUUUACACACAUGUGACCAUACAGAAGCCUAUGGACCAGCUGCGAACAUUAUUAUCUUCUGCGAGCGGAGCUCAAGUCCUGGCCCAUCACUCAGCUGUUAGAUGGAGCUGUCUUAUCACACACUACUUCAGCUUGGUACCUCUAUUUAACAUUCCUGAACCCAUCACUCAGCAUUAAGAUUGAGCUUGACCCCAUCACUCAAAAUGGAGGUUGAGCAUUCCCCCCCCACCCCAUCACUGAGCAUUGAGGUUAAGCAGGCCCCCGUCACUCAGCGUUGAGGUUGAGGAUGCCCACCUCAGCAUUAAGGUUGAGCAGGUCCUAUCUCUCAUCAUUAAGGUUGAGCAGGCUCUUAUCUCUUAGUAUUGAGGAUGAACAUGCCCCUGUCUCAGCAUUAAGGUUGAGCAGGCCCCCGUCUCUAAGCAUUGAGGUUGAGCAGGCCCCGUCUCUCUUAGUAUUGAGGUUGAGCAGGCCCCAUCUCUCAGCAUUGAGGUUGAGCAGGCUCCGUCUCAGCAUUGAGGUUGAGCAGGCCCCGUCUCUCAGCAUUGAGGUUGAGCAGGCCCCGUCUCAGCAUUGAGGUUGAGCAGGCCCCGUCUCUCAGCAUUGAGGUUGAGCAGGCCCCCGUCUCUCAGUAUUGAGGUUGAGCAGGCCCUUAUCUCUCAGCAAUGAGGUUGAGCAGGUCCUGUCUCUCAGCAUUGAUGUUGAGCAAGCCCCGUCUCUCAGCAUUGAGGUUGAGCAGGCCCCAUCUCUCAGUAUUGAGGUUAAUCAGGCCCUUUCCCUCAGCAUUUAGGUUGAGCAGACCACUUUUCCUUUAGCAUUGAGGUUGAGCAGGCCCCAGUCUCUCACUAUUGAGGUUGAGCAGUUCCCGGUCUCUCACUAUUGAGGUUGAGCAGGCCCCCCCCCCGUCUCUCACUAUUGAGGUUGAGCAGGUCCCUGUCUCUCAGCAUUAAGGUUGCGCUAGGUUUCAAAUCAAGGUUAGGCUUGGUUCCAUCAUUUAGCAUUCUGGUCAAACUUGGUCCAAUCUCUUAGCAUUGAGGUUCAGCUUGGUUCCAAUACUUCACGUCCAAGUUGAGUUUGGGCCCAUUCACUCAGUAUUUGGGUUGAAUUUAGUCACAUCAUUCAGAAUUAGGAUUGAGCAUAGUCCCAUCACUCAGCAUUCAGGUUAAAACAAUGUUUAGGUCUAGUGUGAUCUCCAGGGACGGGCUUGAGUUGGAGACCAUCAUUCUGCAUCUUCGAAAGUACGACCAAGAGUUUAUAUAUAAAGUGGAUUUGAGGACCAAGAUUUUAGAUAAAGUGAAUGUCAGGACCAAGAGUUUAUCUUAAGUCACUGGUGUCCAAACUAUGGCCCUCCAGAUGUUGCAAAACUACAACUCUCAGCAUGCCUGCUGUCCGGGCAUGCUGGGAGUUGUAGUUUUGCAACAUCUGGAGGGUCAUAGUUUGAACACCACUGUCUACAGUGAAUGUUAGUCUUUAUAUGUGAUGUGUUUAGAAGGUGACCCCUAUGGACCAUUCUGUUGGUUUAUCCUGGAGAUAUGAAGACUGGCGAUCUGGCUGCGUCGUGUACUAGCGCUCUGUAAUGGAAGGAUCCGGAGGAGUAGACGUCACAUCCUCCAUCCCUCCUCACUAACAUACCUCUGGGGCGCUCCAUGGACACGGUCUAGAAUGUGGACAGUAUAGUGGAGACGGCACGUUGUGCAGAAGGACGCGGUGUGCGGCAACGGAUGGAGCUCAUGAUUAUAUUUUUAACAAAAACCAAUGGAGUUUUUUUAAAUGGACGUAGAAAAAUAAAAAAAAAACUUGUUCUAAAACCUGA
This is a messenger RNA of Hyla sarda, 6652 nucleotides long. It is a transcript of the gene NHERF2, whose product is annotated as NHERF family PDZ scaffold protein 2. Gene Ontology annotation, cellular component: apical plasma membrane. Bases 360 to 1415 code for a protein of 351 amino acids. Gene Ontology annotation, molecular function: signaling receptor binding; protein-membrane adaptor activity. The record is from RefSeq and is a predicted model, not a curated record. The transcript has 7 exons. Gene Ontology annotation, biological process: protein localization to plasma membrane. NCBI's taxonomy places the organism in Eukaryota, Metazoa, Chordata, Amphibia, Anura, Hylidae.